Trametes versicolor FP-101664 SS1 is the source of this 867-nucleotide messenger RNA. RefSeq lists its product as uncharacterized. The record is from RefSeq and is a predicted model, not a curated record. The transcript is spliced from 6 exons. Lineage: Eukaryota; Fungi; Basidiomycota; Agaricomycetes; Polyporales; Polyporaceae. Bases 1 to 867 code for a protein of 288 amino acids.
AUGUUCUUCUGCGUGGGCACGUACCUCGCUCUUGACCUGCAUUUUCUCGUGGAGGCAUACAUCAAUCACAGUGCGACGCCCGGCGGGCCUCUAGCGUAUCUCAACAAUCCCGGGAGCAACGUGUCUGUGACCGUCUCCACGGCCAUCUUCGCCUUUCUGACGCUCCUCGGAGAUGCGUUCAUGGCCUAUCGGGUUUUUGUGGUAUGGAAUGGCAUGAUAAUCGCUCUCGUCCCAUCCGGCCUCCUUGUCAUUGGCGAUGCCGUCACCACCGGUCUCGUAGGCCAUGCGCUGCUACACAGUGGCGGUCCGACGACAUAUUCGAAGGUCAUCUAUGUACCAGGAGCUCGUUCGCCCUUAAUUGCGUAUUUCCUGAUGACCAUCUUGACAAACCUUGGCACAACAUGGCACAUUGCUCCCUGGUUGCUGCCCCUUUUUACAGCCUUGUUGCUCGGCCGUCUGUACUGGCAUGACAGACGGACCAGGAGACACCUCCCCCAGGAUAUGUACAGCACUGCUGCCUGGCGAGUGAUGAAGUCCAUCAUACAAUCUCAAGCCGUCUAUACCAUCGGGGUGAUCUUCAACCUCGUCACAUUUCUGGCGAAGUCCAACCUGGUUUUCAUCACCAAUGCCAUCCUUUCUCCGCUCAUUGGUAUCUCGUUCACGCUCAUCAUCACCCGCAUCGGCCUGAGCGAGGUUUUGGGAAACACCAGUCACGCACAGUCCAUGGUUUCCAGACCCAUGGAGUUCAACAACUCAGGCCACGUGUCGUCUCAUGAUAACACCGUCAAUGUCUUCAUUUCGCAAUCGGAUGAUCACAGCGAAGAUGUUGCCGUGGGCCGUACGAAGUCGCUCGCCGCGAUGACCUGA